GAAGGCAUCGGGGCUUUCGCAUUAAUAGUAUUCCGACAUGACAGAUACGACCGCGUCUCCCGAAGACCACUGGAAACAGACAGAUGGUGCUUUCAGCGACAGCGGCUUUGACCACAGUUUCUUUGCUGAAACUGCCAGAAAGGGAUCCGUUGUGUCCAGAGCCAACAGCAUUGGUUCGACAAGUGCCUCUUCAGUACCAAACACAGAUGAUGAAGACAGCGACUACAGACACGAGGCGUCAUAUAAAGACUCGUAUAAAGAUCGACGGAGACAAGCGCACACCCAGGCCGAGCAGAAGCGACGGGACGCAAUCAAGAAAGGCUACGACGACCUCCAGACAAUAGUGCCAACCUGCCAGCAGCAGUCUGAAUUUGCUGUGGGAGCGCAGAAGAUAAGCAAGGCGACUGUGCUGCAGAAAACGAUUGACUACAUCCAUUUUCUUCAUAAAGAAAAGAAGAAGCAAGAGGAGGAAGUUUCAGUAUUAAGGAAAGAAGUGAUGGCACUGAAGAUCAUGAAAGCGAACUAUGAGCAGAUAGUGAACGCCCAUCAGAACAACCCACAGCAGGGAGAGGAUCAGGUUUCUGACCAGGUCAAGUUCAGCAUAUUUCAGAGCAUCAUGGAUUCCCUGUUCCAGUCGUUCAGCAGUUCUGUGUCCAUGAACAGCUUCCAGGAACUUUCCGCCUGUGUUUUUAGCUGGAUCGAGGAGCACUGCAAACCACAGACACUGAGGGAGUUUGUGGUUGGAGUUCUGCGGCAGCUCAGCGGUCAGCUUUACUGAUGGGAGCGAAGCCUCUGGACUAAAACUCCCCUGCCUUGGACUUAUUCUGCGUCUCAGGGGUGGAGCAAAAACUGCUGUUGGCCUCAGGCCACACACCACAGCAUUUACUCGCAUCAUCUGCGAUCCCCCCCUCUCCCCCUCCUCCAAAUGCAUUACCUCAACCCCCAAAAUGUUGACACAGAUGAAAGGUCAUGUCGGAUUGAGCAGUUUUUAUGUUUGAGAUUGAACGGCUACACACACACACACACACAGGUAUACUUCAGCCUCAGCCGACUGCUCAUAUUAAGUCAGCACUUGCGACCGUCGUAUUCCUGUGUUUCUUAUUCUGCUAAGAAAUGCUAGAAGAAACACACAGAAGUGCACAGAAAUGGCAGUAACUGCUGCUGCUGCCUCCUCUUUAAAUAGUCAGUGACUGGUUUCAUUGGGAAAAGUAGGGAUGAGGGUCCAGGUACUUGACAGGGAAACGGCUCGUUUUCCCUAUUUUGUUUUUAUCUUUUUUAAAUGAAAAUCAGUUGGCUGUCAAGUACACGGACAGAUGAGCCGAUAACUUUCAUUGGUAUUGAUCCAAAAGUCAUCGGUUUGGAUAUCAAAGAAAGAGAAAGUAAACUCGGAUAUUAUCCAAAGAGCCUAAAUUUCGCGUAAAAGCUUCAAGCACAAGUGUAUUUGUUCUUUAUAGGAGCGGAAUAUUUGUUAUAGAGUUGGAACGUUAUGUUUUGAAUUGGCUGGUUAUUAUGGCUUAGUGAUAAAUGCGUAUCACCAAGUAGAUACUCGAGGCUGCGGCAUGAAAGAGUUUGUAUCGAGCCAAGUUAUAUCGUUAUUACGCCUUUUCCUGUGGAAGUUAAAUACUACAGCACCACUCCUGAAAAUACUCCACUACUCUUCACUAUCACUUCUCUCAGCUGUGCCGUCAGGCUUUUGUAUCUCAGAGACUCGUCAAUUCAUAGCUUUAGUGACACAGACUGUGAAUCUUUAUCAAUGCUGCUGCGACGAGCCAGCGGCGACGCUGAGACAUCGCAGGUAUGCACCUCUUCUAAUGUAUGAAUCACUGCUCGUGAACAGUAUAAUGACUCGGACUAUAAUUGCGCUACAGCGCACAUUGUGAAGAGAUUCUGUUCUGUUAAGUUGCCGUAAUCCUACGAUAAGUGUUUGUUUGGGGGGAGGGGGGGACGUCAGAUCAAAGUUUCCUCCUCCUCCUCCAUCUAUGUGACUUUAAAUCCUUCACGUUUUAAAUGCCAGUGGGUUUUAAUGGCAACAUGAUAAAUGCUGUUUAUUUUGGUUUUCAGUCGUGAUCACACACGAUGUGCGAUAAUCACAGUGGAAUCACAGUUCCCAGUUUCUCAUUGUCUCAGGUUUGUGUCCAUGGAGACAUUUUACCGUCAUUGCUUUAAUCACAGGGAAAUUAUUCUUCUUUUUUUUUUUUUUACCUCGUCUUGUUGCGCAACACUAUUUUAUUAUGGUUUGGUUCGUUUGCAGAUGCCAUUUGACACUCACUGGUGACCCAAUGCCCGGUUGAAUCUAAUGCAAUUAAAUACAGCAGCUCAAGAGGAUCAAGAGAAAAAAGUACAACUGAAGUUGAUUAUGUAGAGGUUUCUAAUUUACAAACAAGGCGGCAGUGGUGCAACACUACAGAGGCCAACUGCCGCAAAACACUACCACAAACACAUGGAAGUUGUCCACCAGUAAAUUAAAAUGUUGACAACAAAAUGAUUAGUUUCUUCUGACAAGGUAGAAUUCAUGGCUGAGCUGUUGUAUUGAAUUUCAGUGGAUUUUAACACGGACAAUUCUUAAGAGUGAUGUGAUGAACCUGUGUAAAUGAAAAAUCUGUGUUAAUAAAAUAUGCCCGAAAUGUGGUUUACAAAUAAAGUGAGCAGGAUCAGCCUCCGAUGAACGGAAGCUGCUCGAUUAUGGAAUAAAAUAAAAAUUGUAAAUUUGAAAUUA
Solea solea (common sole) is the source of this 2716-nucleotide messenger RNA. It is a transcript of the gene mlx, whose product is annotated as MAX dimerization protein MLX. Gene Ontology annotation, molecular function: RNA polymerase II cis-regulatory region sequence-specific DNA binding; protein dimerization activity; DNA-binding transcription factor activity, RNA polymerase II-specific. NCBI's taxonomy places the organism in Eukaryota, Metazoa, Chordata, Actinopteri, Pleuronectiformes, Soleidae. The record is from RefSeq and is a predicted model, not a curated record. The transcript is spliced from 8 exons. Bases 38 to 778 code for a protein of 246 amino acids. Gene Ontology annotation, cellular component: nucleus. Gene Ontology annotation, biological process: regulation of transcription by RNA polymerase II.